AUGGCCCGAAUGGGAAGCCUCGACGCCUUGCCCCUGGUGUACGUGACCGGCUUCGGCCCCUUCGUCGGGCACGACGUGAACGCCAGCUGGGAGGCGGUGAAGCUGCUCCCGCGCCUCCUCGGCAGGGAGGACCGCGUGCAGCUCGUGGUCGAGGAGAUCCCCGUGGACUACGACUUCGUCAUGCGGGAGAUCCCCCGGAGAUGGCGGGAGCUCGACCCUCAUCUUGUGGUGCAUGUGGGGGUGAGUAGCACAUGCGAAGGUGUGACAUUAGAACAGUGCGCAAACAACGUGGGGUACCAACGACCCGACAUGCGAAAAUGCUGUCCCAUGAAGGGGAAGUGCCGAAGGGACGUUGAGGAUACCUGCAUCGUGUCGUCUCUCGACAUGCACUCGCUCUCCCUGAGGGCAAACACUUCCGUCCCGCCUCCACCCAUCUUGGUCCUUGUGUCACGGAAUGCUGGCAGGUAUUUGUGCGAGUUCACGUACUUCACAUCCUUGAGUGUGGAUUUGUCGAGGACAGCUUUCAUACACGUCCCUACUGUAUCCCCAAAUGUUUCUGCUCAUGAUAUUGCAGUUACUCUCAAAGCUUGUAUUCUUGCAAUGCUUGAAUCCCUGUCAGCAGCCACUGCAUGUGUUGUAGAGAAACAGAUGGUGGGGAUCAGACGGCCCCGAGGGUUGACGAAUGGUCAGAUAUUUGUAGCCAUUGUCUUGGGAGUCAUUGGGGGUGUGUACAUCUGGAAACCCGUGUUUGCACCCCAGAAGCUCAAGGAGAACCCCACUAAGAUUCAGCAAGGAAAGAAGCAUUUUGAUCUGAGACGUCUGGCCAAGUCUUUCGGCACAGGUCUCAUCUAUGUUGUCAUUGGUGCUGGACUCAUUGGCAUGUACGCCUCUGGUUGGAAGUGGGCCUUGAAGGACUCGUCCUCGUAUGAAGGAGACACCACGGACGCCGCCAUGAUGAAUUCGGACUCUGAACACAGACCCGGAACGAGGACCCUUAUCGUGCGGCAGGGUCAAUCCUGUGUUAUUUGUGUGAUCAUGAGUGGAUUAGAUUAUCUUGAUCUCAUUCUCCCAUAUUAUCUGCUGAUUGCCCUACCUGUGUUCAUCAUCUUCGCUCCCAUCACUCCUGCACUUGCUGGACAUGAUUUCAAUGUCUAUCGCAUGCAGCAGUUUGACGUGCAAGGCACUCAGUAUGGCUCUCGCAAUGCCCCAGUCAGCAUGGAAGCACGUACGCUGGCAGCCAAGAACGUAAUGCGGAAGUGUGUCGUGGCUCGGUGGACCGAGAUCCUGCAGGAAGGAGGGCUGGAGCUCUGGCGACGACUGCAUUCUCUGGGUGUCGGGGCACUCCUGAUCAUCCUUCCGCAAAACAUGUCUUCCUUCACUUCCUCUGAGUUGGAAGUAUCCCUGGAUCUCGAGUCGGCAAUGCUGAAUGAGGAGACAGACAUUCCAGUGUACUUUGCCCUGGAGUCCCCAGAAGUGAUGGACAUCUACUGGGAGAUGCACCAUGGAUCCCUGGCAGAUUCCUCCCCUUCUGCUGCUCAUGCUCUCAUGCAAGCAGUGGUAUCCAGUGGGUAUUCAUUGCAUACAGCAGGAUCUGGAAGCAAAAUCAUCAACAAUGCUGAAAUUGCCAGCAUUCAGGGGAGGUUGCCAGCAGAGACCGGGGAAAAUGUUCCCACGAUUGCCAUCAUCGCUCAUUAUGAUUCCUUUGGCAUGGCCCCUGACCUGUCAUUUGGAGUUGAUUCAAAUGGAUCUGGAGCAGCAAUGCUGUUGGAGUUGGUGCGCCUGUUCUCUCAUGCAUUUGAGGAUAUGGGGAAGAGGGCCCCAGCAAACAUCCUCUUCCUUCUCUCGGGGGGUGGAAAGCUGAACUUCCAGGGCACGCGGCGGUGGCUCGAGGAUCAGCUCGAUGGUCUCGAAGGAGGUCUCCUUCAGGAGGUGGGGUUCACGUUAUGUCUGGACACUGUCGGUGGGGCUGAGGAUUCCCUCUUCCUUCAUGUAUCUAAACCUCCCAAGCCAGGCACUCCUGCUCAUGAAUUCCUAACUGUUUUGGAGGACAUAGCCAGUCACUUGUACCCGAGCGUGAAUGUGAGCAUCGUACACCGGAAGAUCAAUCUGAAUGCCGAGCAGCUGCUGUGGGAGCAUCAGCGCCUGAGCUUGCGUCGCAUCCCUGCAUUCACCCUCUCCGGCCUCCAGUAUCAUGAGAUUGGUCUGAAUAAUAUAUACGAGUAUCAUAAUCAUGACUAA
Darwinula stevensoni is the source of this 2238-nucleotide messenger RNA. The record is from the annotation of a GenBank genome assembly. Lineage: Eukaryota; Metazoa; Arthropoda; Ostracoda; Podocopida; Darwinulidae.